Suillus clintonianus is the source of this 606-nucleotide messenger RNA. RefSeq lists its product as uncharacterized. NCBI's taxonomy places the organism in Eukaryota, Fungi, Basidiomycota, Agaricomycetes, Boletales, Suillaceae. Gene Ontology annotation, biological process: sphingoid catabolic process. The record is from RefSeq and is a predicted model, not a curated record. The transcript has 5 exons. Gene Ontology annotation, cellular component: endoplasmic reticulum. Bases 1 to 606 code for a protein of 201 amino acids.
AUGUCUCCCUCCUUGUUCGACGUUCGCAAACAGCUCGCAUUCUACGGUUCCUACCAUUCUAAUCCAGUCAACGUCCUCAUUCACAUCUUUGGGGUCCCAGCUCUUCUAUGGAGUGCACUGCUGUUGGCAACUCGCAUCCAGACUCCCGCUUUCUUGCCAGAGAUUCGCUAUACGUUCAAUGAGUACCUCGUAUUUGAUAUGAACACCCCCGCGAUGGUCACCGCUAUCUACCUCCUGUACUAUCUUAUCCUGGAACCGAUUGCUGCUUUGUUGUACGCGCCGCAGAUGGCGGUGACACUACUGACUGCAACAGCUCACGCACACCACCCUGAUGGUAUUCGAGACGCGAUUAUCGUCCAAGUUGUCUCAUGGAUUGCGCAGUUUCUGGGGCAUGGACUUGCUGAGGGUCGUGCACCGGCCCUUCUAGACAACAUCGUUGGCGCCUUUGUACUCGCUCCUUUCUUCGUCCACUUGGAAUUGUUGUUCAUGCUAGGAUAUCGUCCCGUCCUGCACAAACAGCUGCAAAACGAUGUCGGCGUUGAGAUCGCCAGGAUCAGAAAGGCACAAGGCGAAAAGAGGCGUCGUGCAGAAAAGAAGUCCAGUUAA